CAAUUCGCGAGUCAAUUCGAUGUACGGGUUCGGAAAAUUGCGAUUCGACGGAUUAAAACGCGUUGUUCGGAUGUGAAAAUGUGCGAGACAUUAAAUUAACAGUGCCGUGAUUCGCGAGCGAGUGUUUUCCAUUGAAUUUGAGCGGCUUUCGUUAGAUUAAUUUUGAAUGAAAAAUUUUGCGACGCCCGUCCAUGUUUUUCUAGUGUGCAACGAUGGGAUUCUGCUGGAGAAUCAAAUUGACGUCGUCUGGUUGGCGGCGUGCACUUGAAUUGGAGUGAAAAAGUAGUAAAACAUCAGCGCCCAGCAGCAGGAGGAACAAGAUGUGCGGAGCUGAUAACAGGCCGCGGAAAGGUGGACGGCUGUGUGCGUGAAUAAAUUGUGCAAACAUUGCCGAUCUGGAUAUUGAUAAGAGCAAGAAGGCAAGGUGCGCGAAAUCUCAUAGAUUACGACGGAUUAGGUGAAGAAUAUUGUGCCGGGGAUUGGGAAUCGUAAGUGAUGAUGUGGAUGCAAUGUUGCUGAAGUAUAACCAUGAAUGGUUUUAGUAAUGGAUUAAAUAUCAACGUUUGAUGUUUUAUUGGUUAGUUGACCAAGUAUCUCAUUCACAGGCAUCAAGAUAGCAACACCUUUUUUCCAUUGAAUGCGGAAGAUUUCCUUGAUGGCAACACCCCCGCCGUCGCAUCGUCCACCCGUCGUAGCUACCGGAGGAAGAUCUCGAAUAAGAGCAGCAAGAUUUCAGUAGUGUCUUUAAUCUGGCGAUCAAGAUACUACCGAACUUCCAACGUUGCCGAAGAUCAAUGUCCGAUUGCGGGGGUCACCGUCAUCAUCAACAUCAACAACAGCAUCAUCAUCGAUGCUUCAAGCGCGCAACUCCUGUGUCGGAUAAUUGCCUCCAUACAAUUCGACUGGUUUCGAAUCGAAGCGCUGGUUUUCUGAUUGAUUAGGCCAUAGUUAUUUGGCGUUGUUUCAACGAAACCAGCGAUCGAAGUCGGGUGCCACCGCAUCUCGAGCGAGCGCAAUAGUUUCAUAAUUCGAAAAUCAAAACGCGAAACCGUUACAAAUCGAAUUUUGGUUGGAAGAACAGGCGAAGAAGCAGCAGGCCAAGCUGAAGCCACGAGUUCUGCGAUUUCUACAUUUGCAAGCUCCAAGCGCAUAAUAUUGCCAAGAACCCCCCUCAGCAGUUACAGCAGUUAUUUGGCGAAAUCGUGCAGGCGAAGAAUAAGAGCUCGAAGCACUACAAGAAAAACGGUGGAACCCCAUACUCCACUCCAUUGCCGCUUUGGUUGUCGGCAUCGGUCCACGGCGACCAUGAAAUGUGACACGGAAAUAUUAACCAUCGACCGCAGUCCGGCCACGCUGGACGGAUGAGCCCACCACGGAGGAGAAAUCUCCCAUCAUCGGCAACAGCACAAUAACGGCAAACGACUGGCGAGUUUGUUUUCGUUGUGACUAAGCUGGUGCGGUUUGUGUGUUUGAAGUUGGAAAUCGAUUCAUUAGUGGCUGGAAAAUUGUAUGUUCCUUACGAUUCGAAAAGCGUACAACAACAACUCGGAAGAGGUGCGAGUUUUUCUCUAGAACGAAUCUAGUGCAAUAAUAUUCUACCCAGUGAAGAAAUAGUGAAAAUUAUCCUUACGAUUCAAAAGGAUGUAAAUUCAUAGAAGCAUCAGUUAAGUUAUUGUUUAUUAGCGAAGUAUAAUUGCAAUAUAAAAUAAUCUUAAGUGGGAUACGGUUAUUAGCAAAUCGACAAGUCGAUUUUAAGUGUAAAGAAGAAUACUAAUAUAGUGUAACGAAACCAGUGAAAACAAGUGAUAAACGUAGAAAGUACUACGAAAAUAUCCUAAACAGUGUUUCAAUCAUCGCCAAAAUUGUGCAAUAGUGAAGCUGAGUGCACAUAACAUACCCGUACACAAAGGAAUAAGCAAACAAAUCAAUCAAAACAUGAAGAGGAUACCGAGGAAACCGAGCAGCAGCAGCCUUCCCGGGUUCAGCAUGGACCGGGAGAGUCUGGCGGAAUGGGCAAAGGAUAAGCCCCUCAGCAUACUACAACUAGACCCGGCGGAUCGUGCCGUACUGAGAAUAGCAGACGAACGAGAUGCCAUACAGAAGAAAACAUUCACAAAAUGGGUCAACAAACAUCUGAAAAAGCAUUGGAAGUACCUCAAGACCUACACCCACUUACAUGUAUGUGUUAUCAUCAAUGGAAUACCCUGUUGUCCGCCAGCUGCCUCCCGAAGGGUAGACGAUCUGUUCGAAGAUCUGCGCGAUGGACACAACCUUCUUUCUCUCUUGGAAGUAUUAUCUGGCGAACAUCUUCCAAGAGAGAAGGGAAAAAUGCGCUUCCACAUGCUGCAGAACGCACAGAUGGCGCUGGAUUUCCUGCGCUACAAAAAAAUCAAACUGGUCAACAUUCGGGCGGAGGACAUCGUCGACGGAAAUCCAAAGCUCACCCUCGGUCUGAUAUGGACCAUCAUCCUGCACUUCCAGCUGAAUCGAAAGCACAAUUUAACCGAUCCGUGGAGGCGACAGAUUUCGGAUAUCGUCGUCGGACAGGAGGACAAUCUAACGGCACGGGAAGCCCUGCUCCGGUGGGCCCGCCGUUCCACAGCCAAAUACCCCGGCGUCCGGGUCAACGACUUCACCGGCUCCUGGCGGGAUGGGUUGGCCUUCUCGGCGCUCAUCCACCGGAAUCGGCCCGAUCUCAUCGACUGGCGAGACUCGAGAUCGCGCCGACCGCGGGAACGGCUGGAGCAAGCAUUCCACGUGGUGGAGCGGGAGUACGGCGUCACGCGGUUACUCGACCCGGAGGACGUUGACACCAACGAACCAGAUGAGAAAUCGAUGAUCACCUACCUGAGUUCGCUGUACGAUGUUUUCCCGGAGCCUCCACAAAUCCACCCGCUCUUCGACAUGGAAUCCCAACGAAGGGUACAGGAAUAUCGGGAACUGGCCCAACAGCUACUGUACUGGUGCCGGGAGAAAACGUCUCUCCUUCAGGAACGAGCAUUCCCCACAACGCUUAUCGAACUCAAACGGUUACUAUCGGAUCUGAACCGGUUCCGAAGCGAAGAAGUGCCACCGCGACAACGCGACAAACAACGACUGUUUACCAUCUACAAAGAGCUAGAAAAGUAUUUCGAAUCCAUCGGCGAAGUGGACGUGGAAACCGAACUGCGGCCCGAAUCGCUGGAGAAGGCCUGGCACAGGCUCAUGUCCGCACUGGCGGAUCGGGAUAUGAUUCUCCAGCAGGAGGUGCAACGGCUCGAGCGGCUGCAGAAGCUGGCCGACAAAGUACAACGCGAGUACAAACACACCGAAACCGUGAUUACCAAGAUCGAAACCCGAAUCUCAGAGGAAAGCCGCCGAAUCGAACGGCUACACCCCGUCGAAGCGAAGAACAUCGUCGAGGGACUGGAAAGCGACAUCCGGCAUCUGGAGCAGCCGCUCCAGGAAAUGAACGACGACUGCCAUAGUCUGAAGGACGGCCGGUAUCCACAGGCUGGAGACCUAUACAAAAAAGUCACAAAACUGCACCAGCGGUGGUCCCAGCUGCGAACAACAUUCCACACUAGUUUAGUACAAAAGCUGUCCGGACUGAGCUAUCCAGUCCAGGAGACGACGAUCACGAAGCAGACGCGCGUCGUGACCGAAACGCGCCAAAUCGGAACGAACCCGUACUUCCGAGACGUCCAGGAAUACACCGAGUGGUGCCAAUCGAAACUGAAACAACUACUCACCUCGGACUACGGGUCGGACCUGCCGUCGGCCAAGGUGGAACUCGAGCGGCACCAGCACGAGCACAAGGUGAUCGACCAGUUCCACUCGAAGAUCAUCCAGAGCGAACGGCACCAGAGCAACUUCAGCGGCGACGAGCUGCAGCUGUACCAGCAGAAGCUCAGCCAGCUGCAGAAGAUCUACGCCGAACUGCUGAGCACCUCGACGAAACGGCUGUCGGAUCUGGAUGCGCUGGCGGACUUUUUGUCUGCGGCGACGUCCGAGCUCAGUUGGCUGAACGAUCGCGAACAGAUCGAGGUCAGCCGGGACUGGGCCGACAAGAAUCUGGAUCUGUCGGCUGUCCAUCGGUACUAUGAGUCUACUUUCAAGCGUUCGUAUGGAAACGGUGACGAAAACCUGAUGUCCGAGUUGGAGAAACGUGAGAUGCACUUUGCCACCAUCCUCGACCGCGGAGAGGCACUUCUAGUCCAGCAACACCCCGCCUCGAAGUGUAUCGAGGGUCACCUGCAGGCGCUCCAGUCGCAGUGGUCCUGGCUAUUGCAGCUGACCCUCUGUCUAGAGGUGCAUCUCAAGCAUGCCACCGAUUACCACUCGUUCUUCGACGAGAUCCGGGAGGCGGAAAAUUGGCUCGUCAAACGGGACGACAUCCUGAACACCAAGUACUCCCAGUCGGAGUUUUCGCUCGAUCAGGGCGAGGGACUUUUGCGCGGCAUGCAGGACAUCCGGGAAGAGUUGAAUGCCUUCGGCGAAACGGUGGCCCAUCUACAGCACCAAGCCACAACGAUAGUGCCUUUGAAGCAACGGAAGCAACCGGUCAAUCGGCAAUGUACCGUCCAGACCAUUUGCUCGUACAAACAAGGUAACAUCUCGCUGGAAAAGAACGAAUCCUGUACCCUGCUGGACACUUCCGGCCGAGUCAAAUGGCGAGUGAAGACGAACAAAGGUGCCGAAGGAUCCGUCCAUGGUGUGUGUCUUCUUCUUCCGCCACCGGACCAGGAGGCAAUCGAAGCUGCCGAUCGGUUGAAGCGACUGUUCGACCGGUCGAUUGCCCUGUGGCAGAAGAAACAGCUGCGACUGCGUCAGAAUAUGAUCUUCGCCACCAUCAAGGUGGUCAAAGGCUGGGACUUUGAGCAAUUUUUGGCGAUGGGUGCCGAACAGCGAACGGCGAUCCGGCGGGCGUUGAAUGACGACGCCGACAAGCUGCUGGCCGAGGGCGACCCUGCGGAUCCGCAGCUGCGUCGACUGCGGCGCGAAAUGGACGAGGUCAACCGACUGUUUGACGAAUUCGAGAAACGUGCCAGAGCUGAAGAGGAAAGCAAGCAAGCUAGCAGAAUCUUCACCGAACAAUGCAUUUCCCUCAAGACUCGCUUGGAGGAGAUGGCCCGCGAGUUGGACCACAUAAUCCUCUCGCCGAUGCCGCGUGAUCUGGACUCGCUGGAACAUGCGGUCCAGAUUUUGGAGGACUACAAACGGCGACUGGGUCUGCUGGAACCGGACCUAAAACAUCUGCAGGAGACAUUCCGUACCAUCACGCUGAAGACGCCUGCCCUCAAGAAGAGCCUCGACCAUCUGUUGGAACUGUGGAAAGAACUCAACACGCAGGCGAACCUGCAUGGCGAUCGGUUGAAAUUGCUCGAAGGUGCUCUAGCUGGUCUGGAGGACAACGAGCAGGUGAUUUCCGAUCUGGAGGGAAAGUUGUCCCGCCAGUUGGAAUUGCCAUCGUCACAGGAGGGUCUGUACGAAGUGUUCAAGAAGUUGAGCUCCAUCCAGGAAACGAUUUCCGCCCAACAGCCGGAAAUGGACAAGAUGAACGACUCUGCCGAUCACUUGGGUCGCAUGGGAGUUCCAACGAAGGUUUUGGGAGACCUGAAGCGACUGCACGCCAAUGUGGAACGCUUGAAUUCGCGAUGGAACAACAUUUGCGGACAGUUGGCCGAGCGAUUGCGAAGUGUAGAAACCGCUAUCGGUCUGAUGAAGAAUCUGCAGACGAGCAUCGUUGUGGAAGAGACGUGGGUUGAGAAGCAAACCGAGAAGCUACAAGCAUUGCCAACGGCCACCUCCGCUAGAGAACUGGAUACCAUGCUGGGAGAAGCGAUGGAGCGAGCGCCGAGGAUCGAACAGGUCAAUCUCACCGGUGGCCGCUUGAUCCGAGAAGCUAAGAUCUACGAUGGCAAGUGCCUGCACUACAUCGACUGGCUGGUGGAGAUUCGACCGAGCUUCUCGCCCCCGCGGCAGGACCUGAGGCCACCGGACGCCGACCCGGGCGCCACCGAGGUGUACUCGAGGCGGCUGGACACGCUGAACGGCCGGUACGAGUCGCUCAUUGAGCAGCUCACGCAGCGGCUCAAGACGGCGAUCGAAGUAAAUGGCGCGGACGGAUUGCGCUUUGCCGAAAGUCUCCAGAAGCCGCUUCGAACCUAUCGGAUGGAGUUCAAUCUCGGCCGUCCGGUGAGCAGCAGCAACGCCAACGGCAACGGCGACGGUUUCCAGGAAAUCACGGAGGACGUCUACACCAGCACCUACUCGGCUACGCAAAUCACCAAAAUCACCAACAACAAGCUCAUCUACGACGCAAUGGAUUCUUCGGCAGCGGGCGGUAGCGGUGGGGUAACAUCUCGGGAGGGAUCCCCGAAGAAAGUGAGUAAGGUGGAAUUGCACUCGGAUGUGCACCAUCAGCCAAACGGGGGCAGCAAUGCGUCAUCUGUCCAGUUUACCGAGAUCCGUAGUUUGAAGCGAGUUUCCCGCGCUAAUGAAGCGGUCGGUACCAAUAAUGGCCUCGAGGAUGGUGACACCAUUCUGAACACACCGGGCAUCAGGGAUCCGGUGAGUGGUCGCAUUUUGACGGUUGGGGAAGCGAUUCGGUUGAGGAUACUGGACGUACGGAGCGGUCAGUUGAAUGUGAACGGCGAACGGUUGAGUCUGGAGGAAGCGGUACGAAGACAACUAAUCGAUGUGGAUCUGGUGGAUAACUUGUUGAGGCCCGGGGCAGCGCUGGAUCGCGACGGACGGCCUAUGAGCCUGCUGGAGGUGAUACAGAAGGAAAUUCUCGAAGCGGAAAACGGCUACGAUAGCACGGAAAAACGAAUCAAGGUAACGACCAGCCACGAGUCAUCUCCUGUCAAGCGCACCUCCACUGUAAAGUAUAACGAAAAAGAAGCAAAAAGUAUUGUCGAUGCAAUUAAGCAGGGCCUGGUCGAUACCAGCAAUGGUCUUUACCGUACGGAGACCGGCGACCUUAUUACGCUGGCCGAUGCUUACGAGUACGGUUACUUGAUUCGCAAUGAGACAAUCAAGAUAGCGCCCCACACGCUCUCUCUGACCGAUUCCAUCGGCCAGGGUCUGGUGGACAAUGGUGGUUGGGUCAUUGAUCGUAACACUGGCGAUACGUUCCGACUAGAUUCAGCCAUCGCGAAAAACCUAGUUAAUCCCGACCUGCGGGAAAUCGUCGACACCAAGAACGAUAUCAAGAUCACGGUGGCACAAGCCCUAGAACAGGGUAUUCUCAAUGCUAAAACUGGCCGAUACAUGAAUCCGUUAACGAAAGAAAAACUAACAUUCACAGAGGCACGAAACCGGCAGCUCAUCUGCAAACCAAUGACAUUAAAAGACGUUUGUGAUUUAAAUUUGUUCGACAAGUCGGAUAAAAUCGCCUCUCCUACAAGACGCGAGCGGGUCAAUAUUCCAGGUGCUAUUAGUUUAGGUGUGUUAGAUAGCGAUAGCAUUAAGUGUGUAUACAAAAGUAAGGGUGAACUGCUGACGUUGAAGGAAGCCCUUGAGCAAGAGAUUAUUCUCCCGUUCGAGAACCGCUUCCGCCACUCCGAAACCGGUGAGUUAAUGACCAUUCCAGAAGCAGUCGAUCGAGGUCUGAUCUCAUCGGUUGCCAUCAAAUCAAUUUUCAACAUUUUCGGCUUUAAGGAUCCACAUUCCGGGGAAUUCGUUUCGCUCAAUACGGCUCUAGCUAAAAAUAUAGUCCGCAAGAAGGAGGGCCGUUUCCAGUUAGAUGUAGGGAAGGGAGUUCUCGUUGAUCUAAACGAAGCUGUUGCUCAGGGACUCAUCCGUCCAGAAGUUCACGAAAUGCUCAACCGAAAAAUUGGCGUAUUUGUCGGAGAAGAGCACGAGUUAACUUUAAUUGAUCUAGUCUAUCACGAUCUUAUUGACACUAAAACUGGUUUCCUCUUGGAGCAUGGCACCACCAAAGUACUCCCACUAGAGCCAGCCAUAGAACGUAAAUUCAUUACACCAGAAGGCGCCUUACUGUUAAUUAGCCUAUUGAACAUCACACUCACUACAGAAACCGUCGUGAAAACGAUCAAACGCUAUGUUACAAUCACGCACACCGGGGAGCAGGUGGAAACUCAACCACAGGUCCUGCUUUCCUUCACUGAAGCUGUUCGUAGGGGGUUGAUCGACGAAAAUACCCGCACCUACCGUGACCCCAACACCGGUAACGUGUAUUCCGUACAACAAGCUUUAAACCAUGGCCUUAUUCUGCCAGACACGGAAGCGGUUCCGGCGACGCAGGAAAUUGGUAGCGAAGUUCCUAGUAGUAAACCUUCUUCCAUUCCUUUACAAUUUGAAACUUUCGUUACGAAAAACAGCAACGCCAAAAACAUUCAUAUAACAACCGAGUUUUUGGACCGAGAGCGUAAGGCAACUCAAACUUACGAACUUCCUCCUGAUGGGUGGCUUCUAGCUGAUGCUAUCUCCCAAAAACUAUUCGAUCCUGUUGCGGGUCUAUUUGUUAUUCCCGGAACAGAUCGUUUGGUCAGUUUUGAGGAAUGCAUCAAUUUGAAGAUCAUCAACCGCCAGUCAGCAUUCGUUGUUGAUCCGGAAAAAUCCAAGCGCCGGGUCACUUUAGAUAUUGCCUUAGACAGGAAGAUGCUCGAUGCUACCGGUCACUACCAACCGGCGACAUCCGAGAAGAUCACGAUGAAAGAAGCUCUCGAUCGGAAAUUAAUAGUUUUUGAGCAACCCUUGGAUCGGACAUCUGAUGGUGCUGCCAAUCGCACAAUUCAGGUUACUAAAAUUCCCGGUCAACCUGAUGUUAUUGAGGUUUCUUCCAUGGACAGUCAAAUGGUACAGGUCAAAAGCCUUAAAACUCCCGAACUCCUUAGUCCAGAGCCGUUACAAUUGACUCCGAACAUCAUUUACGAUCCUUCUACGGCCCUCGUGAUUUUCACAGAUACGGGUAAAUCUGACAACAUCGUUCACGCUGUCACGAGUGGGAAACUUGAUCCCAAUCUUGUAAAGAUUAAGGAUCCCAAAACGGGUGAUGUGAUCACUAUUACCGAAGCGGUAAACCGAGGUGUUCUUGAUCCUCAAACAGGGGCUGUCAAAGAUCCAUCAGGGCGAUCGAUAAGUUUGAUGGAAGCUGUACAAGCAGGUGCUUUAGCCGUUUGUGGCGCACCUUUGGUAGCUGCGGCUGGGGCUCUUGAUUUGCUCAAAACGAUAAUUGAUCCUUCCACCGGAGAAGAGAUUCCAAUUGAAUUGGCUUACGAACGUGGUUUAAUCAGUAAGAGUCAACUUCCCAGCCCAGAACGAGCUGCGUUGAGGAAAAAACUUAGCGUAGAAGAUAAUAGUCGACGAUCAUCUGAUGGAUUUGUUGUUUCCGUGGGUGAAGGAAAGGAAUCCCUGGUUCUACAGCGUGUGAGGAAAUGUGUUUUGCGUCCAAAGGAUGCAGCAGAAAAAGGUAUUUUGGAUAAUGCUACUGCUCAAAUACUUGAAAACCUCAAACUUUUUGACGGUGGGUUGUCUUUGGAACAAUCAAUAUCCGCUGGACGUUUGGAUGGAAACCAGGGUAAGAUCGUUGAUCCCCAACGUGGACAUACUUUAACCAUCAACGAAGCUAUGCUUCGUGGAAUUUUGGAUAGAAACGGUACGAAUUGUGUCUUUGUUCCUUUGGCAAAAUCUCUGUCCAUUCCUGAACUCAAAACGCAAGGCCUUUUGGACGUGGGAAGCUCCAAAAUCUACCAUCCUGAAUCAGGUCAGCUUCUUACGCUGAAGGAGGCAACCAUUUGUGAAAUUGUUGAUCCCCUAGCUGAAGUCGUAGUCAAUGGCACUCAACGGCUUUCUUUAGAAAAAGCCAUUGAGACCGGUCUAGUAGACGCUGAUAGAUGUACCAUUGGUAAUAUGAAACUGAACGAUGCAAUCGAACACAAUGUGUUUAUUGUGCCAAAUUAUUCUGCUCAAAUACCUCCCGUAGGGAUGACCAUUCCUGUGAUCGUGAAACGUCACCUCUUAGAUAUAGAUCUUAAAGAAAUAACACAUCCUAUCAGCAAAGAUCGUAUGACAGUGAAUGAUGCUAUCAAGAAAGACUUUGUAAUGGCAAUCCCUUACACUCCGAACGCCAAUGCAACAGAUAUCGAUCAGGCACUUGAUAGAAAACUGAUCAAUACGCAGAGAGUGUCUUUCACAAAUCCAAUGACCUCCGAAGAGCUACCUCUACAAGAAGCCAUUGAAACUGGCUUACUAGAAGUGAAACCACUUCCAGAAAUGGUCCGAGGAAUGCAAGCCAACACGGCAGUGACAUCGAUCCAGGAAACGAUAUCUUCUAGUCACACAAUCACGACAAAAACGGUUGAAAUCCAAUCGGGUUAUGCACUGAUCUCGGCUACAGAGGUUCAGGACACCGCAACCGGAGAAAUUAUAUCAGUUGAUGAAGCCAGGAAACGCGGCAUUCUCAGCGACGAAGAACAAAUCAAGAAUGAAGUGUUGAACGAAGAAGUCAACAUCAAUUUUGGCGAUGCGCUACAAAGGGGUUUGCUGGAUGUCACAAAGGGUAUGUUCCGACAUCCAGACAGCGGGGACGUGAUGUCGAUUUCAGAUGCUGUCGACAAAGGGUACAUCGCAACAAAAACGACGAGUGAUGAAGCGUUGAACCGCUCACCAGAGAUGGUUCACAAGGUCAUAGCGAACAUGGAAGUAGACCCGUUGCGUGAUCCCAAGCAGCAUGAAAUUGUACAUAAAAUCAAUGUUGAUGCAAAGGAGAUACAUGCCGAUCGCAAGACUUCGCUAUCGGAUGCAAAGACAAGCGAUGGAAAACUUGCAGAAAAUAUUAAAGAUGCUGCCAAAAUGGGUCUAAUGGCAGUGGUUGGGGCACCAGUUUUAGGUGGGAUGGCAAUAGCUGGAGCAGUGAAGAAGGUAUUUGAGAAGAAAGAAAGCGAAAAAUCAAGUUCUUCGACAGUUGUUGAACCGAGCGGUGUGAUGGUCGAGACUUCAUCCCAUCAGAUCAGUUCAACCACAAUCCAGGUGGUAACGAAAACUUUUGAAGGAGAACCAUCGAUAACUGACGUUUCUCUAACUGACAUUGAUAAUGAUACUAAAGAUGCUAAAGGUAAAACACCUACAGCUGGUCUGGUUGACGUGAAAACGACGAUCGAGGAAAUUGUUGAACCAAAUACGGUUGAAUCUGAUCAUAAUCUUUCUUCUAACGAUCAACAAAGCAGCAAAAAUACUGAACCAGUAGAAAAACCAAUGACUACAGUUGAAAUCAGUGAGGAAGAUCCUAAUCAACUAUUAGAAACAACUGAGAUUGUUACUACAGUUGUUACUGAAAUAAAAUUGGAAACUGUCGAUACUGAAAUUGUUGAGGAUGUCAAUCAACCUGAUACAGAUUUGCAAAACUUAUCUUCGACCACCGAGUCGAAAGGUGAUUCAGUGAAGGAACCCAAAGAUGAUAUCUCAUCAAUUCCUUCUGAAAGCUCUGUUGUGGUUCCUGUCGAGCCAAUCGCAGAAGCGACAUCAGCAAAGCAACCUGCUGAGGCAGAAUGUGUGAUUGCUGAUCCUACGAAAUCAAUGACGACCGACCUCAAUCUCGAGCUAGCACCCAAAUCUGAGCUAGUUACUGAGGAACUACCGACAAAAUAUUCAGAAAAGAUCGAUCAAUUGAAUGACGAUAAUAAAUUAGUAAAUGAUCUUUCCGGCAAUGCUACACAACCCUCAGGCAGUGUUGAAGAUAUGACAGAAAAGGUUGAAAAACCCUUGGUCGGCGAUAAGCAGCCAAUUAGUAGUUCAUCGGUAGACGAAAAAGCCGAAAUUUCUGAAUUGUCUCCUGUUGAUAAAAUUGAAGAAACAGCUGUGUCAGAUGAAUUGAAAUCAGAUACACUUGUUGAAAAACUGGUGGAGAAACUGGCACCAGAACCAUCUGUCUCUAAUGAUGAUGGUAAAAUGUCUACAGAACUUCAACUUAAGGAGCAACAGCAACCUGUUGAUUCGAAGGCAGAAGUAGUUCAAGAAACUGCUAUUGUUGGUCAACCAGUAACUGAUGAUCAGAGACCAACCGAAUUAGAUUCUUCAGAAACUAGCCCACAAAAAGAUGAAGCCCUGGUCACACAGAAAAAAUCUCCUGAAGACCUCAUGCCUGGUGAAAAAGAUUCAAAACUAGAGGUAACUUGUGGUCGUGUUGAACAACCUCCCUCUGAAGAAAAGGUUCACAGCAGCUCAGGUGCUCCAUCAACGUUACCAUUAGAAUUUGCUGCUGAAACAACCACUGCGAUGGAACCCUUGGAUCCUUCCGAGGUUUCAGCACCAUCUGUUGAACAGAUUUCCGUUGAAGAUAAACUCGACAGUUCUGCAGUUCCUAGCGAACAAAUCGAAGUAUCGUCCAAAUCCGCAGCACCGACUGCUUCGGAAACAAUAACUCCGAGUGACACCAUAUUCCAUGCGAAAGAGAGAACCCCUGAGCGUCCAACUGAACUGAAGACAACAAAAGAACCCAGUGGCAGUGACACGGGAAAGAAGGUGCUGGACGCUGCCAAACUGGGAUUGAUGGCUGUCGUUGGUGCUCCAAUUCUCGCAGGAAAAGCCGUUGUAGACGCACUGAAAAAAGAUCGUUCUGAUGGGCAACAAGAAUUGCCUGAGUCAAAAACUCCUAAAAAGGCGUCCAUUGCCGAUGCCACAGCUGCAUUCCUCGAACAGGAACGAUCACCCGGCGAUGGUAAACGAGAGUUCAGAGAACUUGAAAAAACCAUCGGAGGUAUUCUAGAACAGGUAGAUGCCGAUGGAAAGUUGCUGAAAACACCAGAAAAGCAUGUCACAUUUGAUAUUACUGAGCGGACGCCAGAACAUAAACCGGCGAAGAGCGAAUCUUACGAGAGGCUUCCUCUUGGAGAAGCAAUUGCUCAAGGUAAAAUAAUUCCUAAAGUGUGUCGCGUGAUGGUAGACGAUAAGCAGAUGCCAUACACUGUUGAAGAAGGACUUAACAAUAGAAAUGUCAGGAUCUACGAUAUCGUGGAUGUACUUUCUCAGCAAUUGGUUUCGUUUGUCGAGGGUGAGGCCGAUGGUUUGGUGAUCGAUGAAACCCUUACGAAGCAGAAGUUGAUAGAUCUGGGUGUGUAUGAUGCGGACACAAAUAGCUUUAUCAAUCCGAAUAAUGGAGAAAGAAUUUCUUUCCGCGAUCUUGUCUAUAACUCUGGUUUAGUCGAUCCUACCACAAUUUUCGUCAUGGAUCUGGGUCGUGACAAAUAUGAAAGCUUAGAUGUAGCACUCCAGAAACAUCUUAUUGACAAAAAUACAGGACAUAUGUUGGACAACAAGUCUGGUAAAAAGGUGAAGUUCGUCGAAUGCUGCAAGCGCGCUUGGGUCAUUCAAAGGGAACCCUCCAGUGAAAAUCUCGAUCAGUCUCCUACGUUAUCGGAAGUAUUGGACGCUGGCCAAUUCAAUCCUCAAACAGGUGAAUUGGUUCAGAACAACCAAAGCAUUCCGAUCGCCGAAGCGUUACGAGCUGGCUUCAUUGACAAUGAUUCGGUAUCGGUGCGAGAUCCAACCGACGGAGAGGUUUUGCCUCUACGAGUUGCGAUCGAGCGUGGCAUCAUUGAUCUUAAGCUGGGUGUGAUUUUCAAUCGGGAAACUCAAGAAGAGAUCGAUCUAAAUGAUGCCUAUAAUCGGGGAUACAUGUUGGAAGGUAAACGAAAGCCGAUUUCUCUUGAGGCAGCUGUACGCAAGGGUUUGUACAAUCCUGAAUCUGGAUUGAUCUUGGAUACUAUCACCGAAGAAAUGGUGGAUGUUCAACAGUCUGUUGACAAGGGUAUUGUUGAUCCGAAGAUUUCGAACGUCAAAGACACUAAAGAAAACGUUCUAGUGCCUUUGCAAGAUGCUUUGGAUAAAAAGUUGAUUGAUUCCGAAUCCGGGAAGAUGAAGGAUACUGAGACAGAUCAGUUGCUUCCGUUGGACGUAGCCUUGGAGAAAAAAAUGAUGGACACAAAACAGGUCACGCAUAGCUUGAUUGAGGUUUUGAAUAAAGAAUUUUACGAUCCAAAUUCAGGUAAGAUCUUAAACCCGGGUAAUGGUGAAGAAAAUAUUUUGAAGGACGCAAUUGACUCACAGCUAGUUGAGAUUGAUAGUGUCUUGGUUAGAGAUGAACAGAAGGAUAAGGUUGUCAAAUGUGAAGAAGCUAUCGAAUCCGGUUUGUUGGAUGAUGUUCGAGGUGUUUUGACAAGGCCUGAAUUGACAUUAGAUCGUGCCUACCAAAAGGGUUAUAUUCUGAGCAAUAAAAAACCAAUAUCUUUAACAGAUGCCCUUUUGCGAGGUUUCUAUGAUCAGACUAGUGGACUGCUGCGCUUUGAUGGAGCGCCUGGAGUCACACUUGAGAAAGCUAUUGCUGAUGGGGAGAUCUCCACUGCUGAUCUGAUUGUACGCGAUCCUAAGAGCAGAGGAGUUAUAAGCCUAUCGGAAGCUAUCCGAGGAGGUCUGGUUGAUCCUGUUUCAGGAAUGGUGAUUGAUUCUGGAUCUGGGUUGAGCAUGGGGAUGUUGGAAGCCUUGGACAGAGGCAUCAUUGUAGUAGCUAAGCGUAGGUGUAGCUUGCCAGAUGCGGUGUUCCGGGGAUUAUACGAUCCCAAAUCUGGUCAGUUUAGUAGUACAACAACUCCGGAGAAGAUGUCCACGGAGCGUGCUAUAAGACGUGGCAUGCUGGAUCCAGAGUCAACCAUUGUAAAUGUAGCGGGUAAGAUACAACCAUUUGAACUGGCUAUCGAGAAUGGUACGGUAGAUGUAAAACGAGGUACCAUUCUGGACGAAGAAGGUAAUAAGAUUGAUUUUCGUGAAGCAUUCGACCGUGGUCUGCUAGUUGAAGUGCGGAAACCAAUAAGUUUGAGUGAGGCCGUCGUUAAAGGUAUAUACAGAGAAAGUAGUGGAAUGUUCAUGGAUCCAAAGACUGGUAGGAAGCUAACCCUUGCACAAGCGAUUGCCGAAAAGGUUAUCGAUCCAAAUUCAGUUCAAAUUAAAGAUCCAACGACUGGUUUCUAUAGAGAUCUUGAUUUAGUGGAAGCGAUUGAGAGCGAUUUGAUCAAUGGUCAAGACUCCAACGUUAAACACAGUGGCGAUAAAAUCACUUUGAAGCAUGCAUUCGAUAUUGGACUACUGUACGACAGUAAAGCUCCGAUCAGUUUGCAGAGAGCUAUCCACCAAGGAAUCUACGACGAUAAAAGCGGAAAGAUUGUAGAUCCAGUUUCUGGACGUAAGAUCACGUUGCACGAAGCCACGAGGAAGUUUGUGAUCAAUCCUCAGUUGCCGUGCUACUUUAACGAGAAAGACGAGGUCAUGCUUAAUCUGUUCGAAACAUGCAGAGCCAAAUUGAUCGAUCGAAGGGAAGGGGUGUUCAAAGAACCUGGAAGUGAGGUUUUCAUUCCUUUGAAUGAGGCCCUCGCCUUAGGUUUGAUUGUGGACAUUGAAAGCGCCGGAUUCGGGUUGUACGAAACUCUCGCUAUGGGAUUCUAUGACAAGAAAAGUGGAAAGAUCAUUCAUCCGAUUACGAACCGAAAAAUUACAUUGGAAGAAGCUUGUAAGGAAGAUAUCGUAAACCCGGGGUCUUCCAUUAUCAAGAAUACUGUCACUGGUAAAUUCAUCCGCUUGGAUGACGCAAUCAGCGCGAAAAUAAUCGAUGAUAAAGAGGGUGUGUACGUUCUUCCAAAGGGAAACAAGAUAGAUUUACAAGAAGCUAGACGCAAGGGUUUAAUAGUUACCAACCAAAAGCUGUUGUCUUUGGAGAAGGCUAUUAAGCUGCAUUUGUACAGGCAAGAUUCUGGAACAUUUGUGGAACCUAUUUCUGGUGACCAUGUGAAUCUGCAGGAGGCUCUUGACAUUGGACUUCUGGACUUUGAGACUUCGGUUUAUAAGGAUGCCGUGACAGGACAGGACAAACCACUCAGGGCGGCUAUCGCUGACCAGGAUAUAGACGUUCAAAAAGGGAAAGUAUUGGAUAGGAAAACUGAUAGGACGUAUAAUUUCGACGUAGCGUUCAACAAAGGUUUGCUGGUUACGGUUCAGAGACCGAUUACCGGGAAGAUCUUAGAAAGGAAGGAGAGCAUAGAUAAUUUGCUUCAGGAAUCGCCUCUAGGUAAGAGCCCGAAGGAAAUGAGCUUAAAGGAUGCCUUGAGACAUGAAAUUGUAUCAAUUGAUAAGUCGGUUAUGAAGCAUCCCAAGAGUCGAGUGUUCGUGCCUCUGAGAGUGGCAAUCCAGGAGAAAUUGAUAUCUGAAGAUGGUCGUGCCACAGUUGAUCCGAAACAGUCGUUCUUCGUGUUUGAUAGUAGUAGCGUAGUUUUCGUCCAGAAACCAUUGACGUUUGAUGAAGCCGUUGAAUCUAGUCUACUGGACCUAUCGACCGGUAAGUUCUUGUACAAAACUCCAACGAUUGGUGGUGGUGCGACAGAAAGCGAUGUAACUGAACUGUUGAACCUGAAAGAUGCGAUUGGUCAAGGUUACAUCGAUCCCGAAUCGGUCCUAUUGAAAGAUGGAGCUAAGAAGAAGUUCCUACCCUUGCCUGAAGCGUUCCGCAAGGGAUUGAUCGAUGCCGAAAAGUCAAAUGUGCUGGAUACCAAUACGUCCAAGUUGACAACUCUCCAGACGGCAGUCGACAACGGUCUGCUGAUAACUCCGAAACGUGCAAUUUGUCUUAUGGAAGCUCUUGACUAUAACAUGUAUAACACCGAACGCGGUACUUUCGAAGACCCGUUCCAUCCUAACCAACUCAAAACUUUAAAUGAAACCAUACAAUCUGGUUUAAUUGACCCAACAACAACAAUGGUACGUGACAUAAGUAACAAUAGUGUAAUUGUGCCGUUGCUGACCGCCGUCGGCAACGGUCUAAUCGAUCCAAUUGGUGGACAUUUCAAUCUUGAAAGUGAACAAACUAAGAUAGAUCUCGUGAAAGCCCGCGACCGAGGAUAUCUCAUACAAGCAGAGCAACGGCAAGCCGUGGUCGAAAAGUUUGCACUGUGUGAAGAUCAUCUAGCCAAACUUUUGGAAUGGAUCACCAAGGUCGAACAUGAAAUUGCUUCCGUUGGUGGACCAAAGGAACGCGUUGACGAUUUGAGAAACCAAAUCAAUUCGCUCAAGCAAAUUAAGGAUGACAUCGACGCACAAUCGCGACCGGUUGCGUCUUGCCUUGAGCAGGUUCGCCAACUGGUCCUAACCGGUGGAGAUGUCCUGAGUGCCCCGGAAGUGGCUGCCCUGGAAAGUUCCGGCCGUGAACUGCGUUCUCGCGUAGACAAGGCCCAGGACCGUACCGGUAAGCUACUUCGUCGUCUGGGAGCCGCUCGCGAUGAACUCGGAAAACUUCGUUCCGAAUUGGAUACCUUCUCCGCUUGGCUACAGACUUCCCGUAGAACGCUCGAAGAUAAGGAAAGCACCCUUUCCGACCUGAACCGCCUGUCGACGCAAUCCGAGUCAGUGAAAGAAUUCCAUGGCGAUGUCGUUGCCCAUCAAGCGGAUCUUCGAUUCAUCACCAUGGCCGCACAAAAGUUCGUCGAUGAAUGUAAGGACUAUCUAUCGGUUCUGAACGACUUCCGCACAACACUGCCAGAGCGACUGCCGCACAUUGAACAGGUGUCCAACUCGGACAGUCCCAUUCGACAGGAAGUUUCUUUGGUCACUGCCCAAUAUCGCGACUUGCUCAAUCGUGCCAAUGCUCUGCUAGAUCGCUUAGCAGGACUCGGAGGUCGCCAGCGUGACUACCAGGAAUCGCUGGAAAAGGUUCGCUCAUGGCUGCGAGAUGUUCAACCCCGUGUAAGCGCGGUGUUAUCUGACCCUAUUGCUGCCGAUCCACAAUCUGUCCAAGAUCAAAUGAAUCAAACCAAAGCACUGCAAAGCGAGUUCUUAUCUCAAGGUCGACUUAUCGAUAACGUACAACAUAGCUUGGAUGCAUUGUUGAAAUCCCUUGCUGGACGUCUCAGUCCAUCUGAGGUAUCCGCUUUAGAAAUGCCAGUUGAAGACGUUAAGGAUAAAUACAACCAACUCCUGGAAGCACUGGGAGAUCGUUCCAAACUCCUGGACACAGCUUUGGUUCAAUCACAAGGUGUUCAGGACGCCCUGGAUGGUUUGUCUGGUUGGAUCAACCAAUCCGAAGACAAAUUUAAGCUACAAAACCGUCCAGCGUCUCUGAUCAAAGAUCGCCUCAAUGAACAAGUUCGUGAACAUCGUGGACUGUUAAAUGAUCUUGAAUCACAUCGAACCAGCUUAGAAAGUGUAACACUGUCAGCACGCGAGCUUAUGGCCAACGCUUCUAACGCCCGUCUUGCCAAGAGAAUCGAAACCAACUUGAGCGAUGUCACCGGAAGAUUCGAAAAGCUUCUCGACAAGGCCCUGAAACGCGGCGAAUUCCUCGAAGACACGCUUGCCCAGCUGAAUAAAUUCAACGAAGAUGCUGCCGUCUUGGAACAAGAGCUAUCCAACCUACAGGAAGCGCUUGACGGUAGAGAACUGACUUCACUGCCUGCAGAUACACUGACUCAGCGUAUGAUCGAGCUGACAAGAAACAAAGAACAUCUUCGUCCGCUGUACGAAACCUGUGUAAGACUGGGUAAAGAUCUCAUCGCCAAACGUGAUGUGACCGACACCGGUGUUGUCAGAGAUCGUAUUAAGGCUUUAGAAAACUCCUGGAAGAACCUAGAUGUUACCCUGGAAGAAAAACUGAAACUGUCUAAACAAAAGGCCGAGCAAUUGAACGCAUAUGAAGACCUCAAAGAUCAAGUGCUAGUAUGGCUAUCCAGCAUUGAAACCAGAACAAACAACUUAGCUCCAGUUGCUGUAGAUAUCGAAACCAUCAAAUAUCAAAUUGAAGAAGUGAAACCAUUGGUCAAGGAGCAUCGUGAUUAUGCCGUUACCGUCGAUAAAGUGAAUGAUUUGGGUGCUCAAUAUGAUGCAUUGGUCCGUCCAGACAGCCCAACCCGCAAACGUUCAGUGUAUAGUCCAAUCAAACGAUCAACCGUCAGCCCAAUGCGUCGUAUGUCGGGAGAUGCACGAUCACCCAGCCCAACCAAGGGGCUUGGAAUAGUGGGACCAAGCCCAACAGUGUCCCCGUUGUCUCCCGGUGGAUCGAGCGGAUUCGGUAGCCGGCGAUCAUCGCAAGAUGGUUUCCAACUAACCGACCUUACACCGAUCCAGCAACAGCUGACGGAGAUCAACAAUCGGUAUAGUUUGGUUGGAGCUCGUCUGAACGAUCGCCAAAACGAACUGGACUCCGUCAGAGAUGAAGUUCGCAAGCAUCAGGAAAGUUUGAAAACUUUGGCCAACUUCCUGGACAAAAUCCAACGCCAAGUACCCAAGGAAGUGAUCAGUAAUAAGGACGAGGCCGAGCGAUGCAACAAACAAGCCCGCAAGGUUCUGGAAGAAAUGUACGAAAAGCAAAGCUUGCUUGAUUCUACCAAAGCACAGGUGAAAGAUUUGCUGAAACGCAAACCCGAUGUACAAGGUGCUGAUCGCUUGCGAUCAGAGUUAGAUGCUGUUGCCGAUCGUUGGAAGAAUCUGCACGACCUUUGCAAGGACCGCAUCAAUUUCUCUGAACAGCUACGUGAUUUCUUAGAUACGCAUGACAAUCUCAAUACUUGGCUCGGAGCCAAAGAGCGUAUGCUGACCGUACUGGGACCAAUUUCAUCGGAUCCACGCAUGGUACAAAGCCAAGUCCAACAAGUACAAGUACUGCGCGAAGAAUUCCGCGGACAGCAACCACAGUUGAACCACUUGCAAGAGGUUGGCAACGCUGUGCUUGAAUAUCUCCGAGAGUCAUCGCCCGAGGGACAAUCUGUAGCAUCUAAACUAAAAACUAUUCAGAAGAAAUGGGACGAUCUUGUUAGUCGCCUAGACGAUCGUGCACAAAGCUUGGGAGCUGCAGCAGACACGUCCAAAGAGUUUGAUGCAGGUCUCAAUCGCUUGCGCGAAGCCUUGCAGAACAUCAGCGAUAAUUUGGAUGCCUUGCCCACAGACCGUGAUCAUCAGGAAACAUUACGAAAGAUCGAAAACCUGGAAAGACAACUCGAAGGACAGCGUCCCCUCUUGGCUGAUUCGGAAGCUGCUGGAGAAGCUCUUUGUCGUGUUCUUAGCGAUCCAGCUUCGCGAGCCGAUGUUAAUGCUCGAUUGGCUGCUGUUGGUAAACAAUACCAAAACUUGCAGAAAAAGCUGGAUAACAGGAAAGCUGAAACCGAUUCUGCCCUACGAGAUGGACGACAAUUCGCUGAAACAUGUGCACGUACUCUUGGCUGGCUGUCUGGAGAACUAGGUAAUCUUACUGAACGGCUAUUGGUAUCUGCUCAUCGACCAACUCUUCAACACCAGAUCGAUACUCAUGAACCGAUCUACCGUGAAGUAAUGAGCCGCGAGCAUGAAGUAAUCAUGCUGCUCAACAAAGGCCGCGAACUACAAGAAAAGCCAGGACAGGUACCUGAUCGCACUGUACAACGUGAUUUGGAGAAAAUUUCCCAACAAUGGGAACGCCUGCGCAACGCUGCUGUUGAUCGUCAGUCUCGACUACAAACCUGCAUGGAACACUGUAAGAAACAUUCCGCCGCAUCAGAAACCUUCUUGGCUUGGUUGCGUGGCGCCGAAGAUAAGCUGGCAUCGUUCAAGCCUGGUAUUCUUAAAAAGUCGCAGCUUGAUCAACAACUGAAGGAAUUGCAAACAUUCCGCUCAGACGUUUGGAAGAAAUCGGGAGAAUAUGAAAACACCCGUGGUCUAGGCGAGAGCUUCAUCGGAGCAUGUGAUGUGGACAAAGAUCCGAUCAAGGCUGAGCUACAGGACAUGAAGGAUCGAUGGGAACGUCUAAAUAACGAUCUGAUCGCUCGUGCUCAAACGCUGGAUACAUGCGCCAAACGUCUUGGCGAUUUUAACGAAGAACUACGAGAUCUUGAACAUGCCGUUGGUCGCUGCGAAGACCGUCUAGCAGCUCAUGAUGCUUUGGGAGGUGCUGCUAAAGAUCCCAAAUUGUUGGAUCGUGUUAAGACCAUUAAAGAAGAUGCCUCUGCACUGCGUAGACCAUUGCAAUCAGUUCGCAAGCUUGCAGGUGACAUUGCUGUUGAAGCUCGUGCUGUUGGUGGCGAUGCAGAGCACCUGAAGCACGACGUUGAUGGAAUUUCAGAUCGCAUCGAAGAUCUUCAUGCUCGUUUGGAUGACCGAUGUGGUGAGUUGCAGUCAGCCGCUACAGCAGUAUCGCAGUUCAACGAUGCAGUUAAAGCUCUGGGAGUUGACUUGAACGAAUUGGAAAGCCAAAUUGAUUCGUUGAGUCCACCUGCUCGGGAAAUUAAGACGGUGGUAAAUCAACUUGAUGAAGUUGCUGGUAUUUUGAGCAAAAUCGAUCGUACUGCUGGUCAUGUUGCUAGCGUUGAACGCGCUGGAGAACAACUUGUUGAUUCAGGAUUUGCGCCCGAUACGGUUGGCACACGAGACCAGAUUGGAACAUUGAGACGACAACUUGGAAAGCUGGAAAAUCGAGCUCGCGAUCACGACGAUGCAUUACAGAAGGCCUUGAAGGCUCUGCAGAAAUUCUAUGAUCUACAUCAGCACACAUUGGACGAUUUGAAUGAUGUGGCUGAUCAAGUGAAGAAAAUGAAACCUGUGAGCUCAGAAUUGGAACAGAUACGCAAUCAGCAAGACGAUUUCCGCCGUUUCAAGCAACGCCAUGUUGAACCUUUAAUUGUGAAUAUUGAUGAAGUCAACCGCAGCGGACAGGAUCUGAUCCGAUCUGCUCAAGGUGGUGUUCCAACUGGAGUUCUGGAGAAAGAUUUGGAGAAGAUCAAUGAGAAAUGGAACGACCUUAAGGAUAAGAUGAAUGAACGUGAUCGUCGAUUGGACGUUGGACUGCUGCAGUCUGGAAAAUUCCAAGAAGCAUUGGAUGGUCUUUCUAAAUGGCUCAAGGAUACGGAAGAAAUGGUUGCAAAUCAGAAACCACCCAGCGCUGAUUACAAGGUGGUUAAAGCUCAGUUGCAAGAGCAAAAAUUCCUUACGAAGAUGUUGAUGGAUCGACAAAAUUCAAUGUCUUCUUUGUUCCAACUUGGACAAGAAGUUGCAGCUGGAUGCGAUGCUUCUGAGAAGGCUGCCAUUGAACGCCAGUUGAAGGAACUGAUGGGACGUUUCGACGCCCUGACAGAUGCUGCUCAGACCCGUACUCUGGACCUAGAACAGGCUAUGCACGUUGCUAAACAAUUCCAAGAUCAGCUGAUUCCACUUACCAAAUGGUUGGAUGGAGCAGAGCGAGCAGUUAAGGCAAUGGAACUGGUGCCAACUGAUGAAGAAAAGAUUCAGCAGCGUAUUCACGAACAUGAACGUUUACAUGAUGAAAUUCUGUCAAAACAACCUGACUUUAGUGAAUUGGCUGACAUUGCUGGACAACUUAUGGAACUGGUAGGUGAUGAUGAAGGAGUGGUGCUCAGUGAAAAGGUUAAGCACACUACUGAUCGAUACACUGAUUUGGUCCAUGCUAGCGAAAAUAUUGGACACGUACUAAAUGAAUCACGCCAAGGCCUACGCCAUCUGGUGCUAACCUAUCAGGAUCUGGUUUCCUGGAUGGAAAAUAUGGAAAACCGUCUACAAAGAUUCCGAGUUAUUCCUGUGCAUACUGAGAAGCUACUAGAACAGAUGGAUGUGUUGGUCGAACUCAACGAAGAUAUUGCCAGCCGAUCACCGAACGUAGAAUCCACGGUUGAAGCGGGAUCAGAACUUAUGAAACACAUUUCCUCGGAUGAAGCACUACAACUGAAAGACAAGCUUGACUCCCUGCAGCGUCGUUAUGGAGAACUCACAACUAAAGGUGGAGAUCUAUUGAAGCACGCACAAGAUGCAUUGCCGUUAGUGCAGCAGUUCCAUCAAUCGCAUAUCCGUUUAGUUGAUUGGAUGCAAGCUGCCGAGUCUACAUUGGCAACAGGAGACUCCAAUGAAAUUGACAUUGUACGUUUGGAAGCUGAUUUGAGUGAAAUGAGACCUGUGCUUGAAACAGUCAACUCAGUGGGUCCUCAGCUAUGUCAGAUAUCGCCAGGAGAAGGAGCUUCAACAAUUGAAGGAAUUGUUACUCGAGACAACCGCAGGUUUGAAGCAAUUGUUGAACAAAUUCAACGCAAGGCCGAACGUUUACACCUUAGUAAACAACGAUCCAAUGAAGUCACUGCCGAUAUCGAUGAACUGCUGGAAUGGUUCCGUGAUAUGGAUGCCACUCUACGUGACGCUGAUCCACCAGCAAUGACGCCUAAGCUAGUACGAGCACAACUGCAAGAGCAUCGUUCAAUCAACGAUGACAUAUCCAGCCAAAAAGGAAGGGUUCGAGAUGUUACGUCGGCCGCGAAGAAGGUUUUACGAGAAUCACAGCCCAAUGAAAAUACCAUCGCUCUUCGUGAGAAACUGGAAGAUCUUAAGGAGGUUGUCGACACGGUGGCCGGACUCUGUUCGAACCGGCUGGCUAUACUUGAACAAGCUUUACCACUGUCGGAGCACUUUGCUGAUUCACAUACUGGCUUGGUUACUUGGUUGAACGACAUGGAACACCAAAUCUCCAUGCUCGCAAUGCCGGCACUUCGUCCUGAUCAGAUCGCCAUUCAACAAGAUAAGAACGAACGAUUGACACAAUCUAUCUCCGAGCACAAACCGCUUCUGGAUAAACUGAACAAGACUGGAGAAGCUUUGAUGGCUUUGGUUGCUGAAGAUGAUUCGGCCAAGAUCAGUGAAAUUCUUGAAUCGGAUAAUGCUCGCUAUGCAGCCUUGCGUACAGAACUGCGUGAACGUCAGAAUGCAUUGGAACAAGCUCUGCAAGAAUCUAGUCAGUUCUCGGACAAAUUGGAAGGUAUGCUGCGUGCUCUACAAAACACUGCCGAGCAGGCCAACCAGGCCGACCCGAUUUCUGCCCACCCGCCAAAGAUUCGGGACCAAAUCGAGGAUAAUGCAGCACUCGUUGAAGACAUUGAAAAGCGUGGUGAAGCCUUUGCUGCCGUUAAACGUGCCGCUACUGAUGUUAUUUCCAAGGCUACCAACCAAUCCGAUCCAGCAGUCCGUGACAUCAAGAAGAAGUUGGACAAAUUGAACAACCUAUGGAACGAACUGCAGAAAACUACCUCUAAACGUGGAUCGGCCCUGGAUAACACACUAUCCGUGGCUGACAAAUUCUGGAAGGAGAUGCGUGCCGUAAUGGAAACACUAAAGGAACUACAGGAAGCGCUUCAGACACAAGAACCGCCAGCGGCCCAGCCUCAAGCCAUCCAGAAACAACAGGUCGCUCUUCAGGAAAUACGCCAGGAAAUUGAUCAAACUAAACCGGAAGUAGAACAGGUGCGCCGAACCGGUAGCAACUUGAUGUCGCUCUGUGGCGAACCGGACAAACCGGAAGUGAAAAAGCACAUCGAAGACCUGGACCAUGCCUGGGACAACAUCACUGCUCUGUACGCCAAGCGCGAGGAAAAUCUGAUCGACGCCAUGGAGAAGGCAAUGGAGUUCCACGAGACGCUGCAGAAUUUGCUGAACUUCUUGGCCAAGGCCGAGGACCGCUUCCAGAAGUUGGGCCCACUCGGAUCGGACAUUGAAGCCGUCAAAAAGCAAAUCGAACAGCUGAAGCACUUCAAAGACGACGUCGAUCCGCACAUGGUAGAAGUUGAGGCGUUGAACAGAGCAUUGAACAGGCAAGCAGUUGAACUGACCGAGCGUACUUCAGCCGAGCAGGCAAGUGCCAUUCGUGAGCCAUUGAACUCGGUGAACCGACGCUGGGAGAAUCUACUCCGUGGUAUGGUUGAACGACAGAAGCAGCUAGAACAUGCUCUGCUUCAUCUGGGUCAGUUCCAGCAUGCUUUGAACGAGCUGCUGGUCUGGAUCAGCAAGACCGAUUCCAAUUUGGAUGAAUUGAAGCCUAUUCCUGGAGAUCCACAAUUAUUGGAGGUUGAGUUGGCCAAGUUGAAGGUAUUGGCCAACGAUAUCCAUGCUCAUCAAAGCUCGGUAGAUACGUUGAACGAUGCUGGUAGGAAGCUGAUCGAGAACGAUCGUGGAUCUUUGGAGGCAUCAACCACCCAGGAUAAGCUGCAACAGCUGAACAAGCAAUGGAGAGAUCUAUUGCAAAAGGCUGCUGAUCGUCAGCAUGAGCUGGAGGAAUCUUUGCGUGAUGCACAAGCAUUCACCGCAGAGAUUCAAGAUCUGCUUGGAUGGUUGGGCGAUGUAGACGCAAUUAUCGGUGCAAGCAAACCUGUUGGUGGACUUCCGGAAACUGCUUCCGAACAAUUGGAACGAUUUAUGGAGGUAUAUAAUGAGCUUGAGGAGAACAGGCCAAAGGUAGAAACAUUGAUCGCACAAGGACAAGAAUACGUACGUAAGCAGACGCAGAUGCAGGUUUCGGCCAGUAAUCUACAGCAUACGCUUAGAACAUUGAAGCAACGCUGGGACGCUGUAGUUUCCCGAGCCUCCGACAAGAAGAUCAAGUUGGAGAUUGCUCUGAAGGAAGCUACCGAAUUCCACGAUGCUCUACAGGCAUUUGUAGAAUGGUUGACGCUAGCAGAGAAGCAACUAUCAUCGGCUUCUGCAGUGUCUCGAGUUCUUGAAACGAUUCAACAACAGAUGGAAGAGCACAAAAUCCUACAGAAGGACGUUUCCAUACACAGAGAAUCGAUGCUCUUGCUGGACAAGAAGGGAACUCAUUUGAAAUAUUUCAGUCAGAAGCAGGACGUUAUUCUGAUUAAGAAUCUUCUUGUUUCGGUUCAGCAUCGUUGGGAACGCGUAGUGGCUAAGGCCGCUGAACGAACUCGUGCCUUGGACCAUGGAUACAAAGAGGCCCGCGAAUUCCACGAUGCUUGGUUGCAGUUGACUACUUGGUUGAAGGAAACUGAAAUUACGCUGGACACGCUUGCUGAAGAAUCCACCAACGAUGCCGUUAAGAUCAAGAAGCACUUGGAGAAACUCCGAGAGAUUCAACGCCACCUGCAGUCGAAGGAAAGCUUCUACGAUAGCACAAUGCGUAAUGGUAAGGGAUUGAUGGACCGUGCUCCAAAGUCCGACGAACCUGUGCUUUCGAAGAUGAUGAACGAACUUAAGGAUUCUUGGAAACGUGUAUGCCACAAGAGUGUUGAACGCCAACGCAAAUUCGAGGAGGCUUUGUUGCUGUCUGGACAAUUUGCUGACGCUCUACAGGCGUUACUUGAAUGGUUGCGCAAAGCAAAGGCUCGGCUGGCCGAAGACGGCCCAGUUCAUGGUGAUUUGGAUACGGUAACAACACUUGUCGAUCACCAUAAGCAGCUAGAGUCUGACCUGGACAAACGCUCCGCACAAAUGCAAAGUGUCAUGAAGACUGGCAAGGAUCUCGAGAAGUCCGAUGAAACUCGUGAGACCAGCAAGAACCUAAGGGAAUUGCAGAAACUGUGGGAGGAUGUCCAGGAUCUCAGCACCCGUCGCAAGUCACGUUUGGAAGUGGCAUUGAAGGAAGCAGAACGCCUGCACAAAUCCGUUCACAUGCUUCUGGAAUGGUUGUCCGAAGCCGAACAGAAACUACGUUUUGCCGCAGCGGCUCCGGAUGACGAAGCCCAAGCCAAUGAUCUUUUGGAUGAGCAUGCUCGCUUCAUGAAGGAACUACGAGAGAAAGAGUUUGACAAGGAAGAGACCCUCGGACUGGCUAACUCUAUUCUGAGCAAGGCUCAUUCGGAUGCGGUUCCGAUCAUUAAGAACUGGAUAUCGAUCAUCCAAUCCCGGUGGGACGAGAUUUCGCAAUGGGCGCUCAGCCGCCAGAGCAAGUUGGAGUCGCACCUCAAGUCGCUUAAGGAUUUGGAUGAAUCGAUCGAGGAACUGCUGGCUUGGUUGGCUGGACUGGAAGCUACUCUGCUGAACCUUGAACAAGAAGCACUGCCGGAUGAGAUUCCACCGUUGGAGGCGCAGAUUGCUGACCAUAAGGAAUUCAUGGAAAACACUGCCCGUCGCCAGGGUGAGGUGGAUCGUGCCUGCAAGCCACGUCAACCGCCACCAGGGUUGAAAGAAACGCGAAAACCGUCCCGCGGUGUGCUCAAGACACCAGUUAGAGGAUCACAACCAGAUUUGCGCGAACAUUCGCCAGACUACGGCACCCUAGGACGAAAGCAAAGUUUCAAGGGAUCACGCGAUCAAGGGCUUAAUUCACGUCGUACAAGUCGUGUGAGUCCUGGACGUGAAACCCAGACGCCGGAACGGGAUCGCCUGCCGCACUAUGGUCCACGAUUCUCGCCAAGCAAUCAACCCGAAACCGAGCUUCGCUCCCCACGGGCCAAGCUCUUGUGGGACAAGUGGCGCUAUGUGUGGAUGUUGGCGUGGGAACGCCAACGUCGCCUGCACGAUCACCUCCUGUACCUCCAGGACCUGGAACGCGUCCGGCAGUUCAGCUGGGAGGAGUGGCGCAAGCGUUUCCUCAAGUUCAUGAACCACAAGAAGUCCCGCCUGACGGAUCUGUUCCGCAAGAUGGACAAGGACAACAACGGACUGAUCCCGCGGGAGGUCUUCAUCGACGGAAUCAUCGGAACGAAAUUCGACACCUCAAAGCUGGAGAUGAACGCCGUGGCCGACCUGUUCGAUCGCAACGGAGAAGGACUGAUCGACUGGCAGGAGUUCAUUGCAGCACUUCGUCCGGACUGGCAGGAUCGCAAGCCGAAGACCGACGCCGACAAGAUCCACGACGAAGUCAAACGGUUGGUGAUGCUGUGUACGUGUCGUCAGAAGUUCCGAGUGUUCCAGGUUGGCGAAGGCAAAUACCGGUUUGGAGAUUCCCAGAAGCUGCGUCUUGUGCGUAUCCUACGAAGUACUGUGAUGGUUCGCGUCGGAGGAGGAUGGGUAGCACUUGACGAAUUCCUGGUCAAGAAUGAUCCUUGUCGAGUUGCGCUAGUGCUACCGCUUCCCAAUCCAAACGAUCCACGCCAGCACGAGGCGUGCUGCCCACUGUCCAAGGGACGAACCAACAUCGAGUUGCGCGAGCAAUUCAUCCUGGCCGACGGCGUUUCACAAUCGAUGGCUGUCUUUAAGCCGCGCAUGUCCGUUUCGACCGGUUCGGGAUCGACUCAAGCGGGCUCACCCAUCCCGACUCAGGGCCCGAUUGUGAAGGUGCGAGAACGUUCGUCGAAAUCGAUUUCGAUGUCCCGGCCGUCUCGAUCGUCACUAUCGGCGUCCACGCCAGAUUCGCUCAGUGAUAACGAAAGUAGCUUAGGAACUCCCGGACGUUUCCAGACGCCCAGCCGUAAAACAUCAGUGCCAAUCAGAUCUCAGAUGACCCCCGGUGGAUCGAGGGCAAACUCGAGGCCCAGCUCUAGGCCGGCAAGUCGCGCCGGAUCGAAACCACCGUCCCGUCACGGAUCAACACUGUCGUUGGAUAGCACCGACGAUGCCACCCCGUCUCGGAUUCCAACCCGGCGGAUAACCAGUACAACGACUCCCCGGCCAUCGCGACUGUCCGUGGGUUCGACCACAACCACCACCCGGACCACCAACGGUGUUUCGUCGAGGACGGCAUCCGGUGCCGCUUCACCCGCCCCCACGAGAAACGGUGGCAUGAGUCGAUCGUCAAGCAUACCAACGCUUGUAGGACCAAAUAGCAGUCAACGCUCUCGGAUACCGGUGCGACAGAUGUCCAACGUAUCGAACUCUUCUUCAACCACAGGGAAAACGAGUGGAACUUCGACGCCGUCCGGCAUGCAAACGCCCCGGCGAACCUCGGUGGAGCCCCAAACGCCCGGCAGUACGCGACCGGAUCGAAGCUCUCGGGGAACGACACCCGCCACCGAGAAGCGUGCCCCGUUUAGACUUUAAGACCCUCCGAACCAUACCCUCCCCCCUCUAUUCGGUGGGAGGGAAGGUUAAAAAAAGACGACGAACGAAACUCGAAUCCCCCAGAAAACAACCCCUCUAACCAGUAACACACACCCCCACCCUUUAGCACUAUUGUGUAAUAGGAACACCGAUUUGGAGCCCAAGGCUCGCGAGGAAGCGGGACAGUAUGUCGUGUCGUUCGUCACAUACUAACCAGUUCAAAGUAUUUUCUUAUUGUUUUCGUUUUUUUUUUUGUAUGCAUAAGAAUUUGCUUUUCUUCAACGGGAAGAAUUAAAAUUGUGCAACAGCUAAUCCCUGAUUAGACGAUUAGAGCGCUUAGCAGAUGCUUGUAAGAAGCCGUUUUUCUUUUGUUGCAUCAAACGACCAGUGAGAAACAGACAAGUAUUGAGAGGAGUCCCCUAUUAGAUUGUUAGAAACGGAGGAACAGCAGAAAGUGUCCGAAUUUGUACAUAUAUUUUUAGAGCAGAAACGGAAUAAAACAUGUAAAAAUUGGUUCAAGUGGGAAGAGUAUAUAGAAAACUUCGUUGUAUUGUGUAAUCGAUAGGAAGAAUUGAAAUUUUCUCGGGCAACUAUUGGCGGGUCAACCGCUUGAGAUUGGAAAUGGACGUAGAAUAGGGGACUAUUUAGUGAAGUGUUGAGAAAUAGUUCAGGUGCGCAAUUUCCAGAAGGCGGGGAAACGGCAAUCAAAGAAAAUCGCCAGUUCUUCGAUUGCAAUUUCUGCGCAUCCUUGAAUGCAAUUGCCUGAAGCUUAACAAUAAAUGAACAGAAUGAGAGAAUAUCUACUUAUUAUUAACAUGUGUUCAAGUGAAAGGACCGAAUGAUUGAGCGAAUUUGCAGUGAGAUAGUGUUGUUUUUGUUUGUAUUUUUAUUUAAAUUAUUUAUACAAGAUGUAGAUGAAAUAAGAUUUUUUUGUUUUCGCAACAUUUUUGCAACUUUGCCUAGAAAAGUGCGCCGUGCCCUAUUCGCUCGAAGGAAAAAGGAUCGCCAGCCUUGUCCGGAGACCGAAUAGCCCACUUGGCCGGGUGGCACAGGCAGGUUUUUUUUUCUUUUCCAAUCAUCCAGCGCGAGAUGCUCUUCCGAAUAAAGACUCCAUAUUGGCCGUGUCUAAGGAUGGGGAAAAAUCGCCAGUUUUCUUCUCGCUUAACAUUGGCCAUUCGGUGGACUCUUUUUCUUCUCGUGACAGCAUCUCGCAUCGCGAUAUGAUGAUAUUUUCGUGUUUGCUGUGCUAUUACGAACGCAAGCAACCGGUUUAGAGCUUUCAAAUAUUAAAGAUAUAAUGCCGAAAUAAUAAUAGACCUAGAACAGGACACACAUCUUUAAGCAGUUAUUAAUUCAUUAACUACAAAAAAGUCAUUUAGUUGCGUAAGUUCAGAACAUUACUAGGUAUAUUAUAUGCAAAUAUUAAUUAAUUAACUAAUGCCCAAGCAAAUGCUAAGCUGUUUUUGUAAUUGAAGUUUAAAUAGUUUUUUAUACAAAAAAUACAAAAAAGAAGAAAAAUAUCACAUAAAACGAAUAAUUCCUAGAAUAAUGACAAAUGAGAGGAAAGAAGCAUAAGACAGAUAACUACUACUAGCUUACGAAUUAACUUCACAGAUUUUUUUCAGCUACAGCAGUUAUUCUUUUACUACUUACAUGUGAUUCAAAAUGUAACACGAAAGAAGAAAAAAAAAUCUCAUAAAAAUAAUAAACGAAAAUGAAUAAUCCAA
This is a messenger RNA of Aedes aegypti (yellow fever mosquito), 30437 nucleotides long. It is a transcript of the gene shot, whose product is annotated as dystonin. The coding region runs from base 1936 to 28710 and encodes 8924 amino acids. Gene Ontology annotation, molecular function: structural molecule activity; calcium ion binding; microtubule binding. Lineage: Eukaryota; Metazoa; Arthropoda; Insecta; Diptera; Culicidae. The transcript is spliced from 38 exons. Gene Ontology annotation, biological process: wound healing; intermediate filament cytoskeleton organization. Gene Ontology annotation, cellular component: intermediate filament; membrane; cytoskeleton. The record is from RefSeq and is a predicted model, not a curated record.